GCGCGCGCGUGUGCGUGCCUUCUGCUCCCUCCCUCCGUCGACUGGACGCUGCCACGCUCAUUCGCACUCGUGUCAUUGUUUCGUAGCUGAGGUAAUGAGCGAUACCGCGAACGGCGCUCGUGCCAUCCAGACCUCCUACCCGGUCUCUUACCCAGCUGGGGUGUUCCUCGUGUCAUCCACGCAGCAUCUGGACCGGUACGUGUCGUCUUUGCGGGCCACUCGUAAACUCAAAGCAGGCCAUAAUGUAACCGUCUUUGACGCGGUGCACUUUGCUGAGGCUGCUGUUUCUACGCACUGCACCAAUAGCGCGCCGACGAACACUUGCCGUGCUACAGAACUCGCCACUACGCGCGCGAUUUCGUCUGAAGGUGUUGCGGUCGUGCAUGUGUACAAGGAUGAAGGCGGAGAGAAGGGAAAGCCUCUGCAGGGGGAAAAGGCAAGGGGCCUCUUAACCUCACACGUUCGAUUGCAUGAGACAACGACAGACGAGGCAGCGGCGUUCAAGGUAAAGGCAGAGGAGUUAUCUCCUCUCGCAUCGACCUACGAGGUCUGCUCGCUUGUUACCCUACAUGGUUCUGAAGGGGGCCAGCGUCUCCACGACCUCUUGCGGAUACCCCGUGCGCAACGCACCGGCACCACGUCAGCGCAUUGGCCUUCCUACAUGGCCGUUCACGUCACAGGGGAGCUGUCGGAUGCAGAGCUGCUCUCUUAUCUCCGACCUUGCCCUUCAGCUGCUGCUGCUGGUGCUUUCGACGGUGCAUUGGCACCCGAGAAGCCACCUGUCCAGCCGCCCCUGCCCCCGCCACCACCACCCGUCGCCUUUCUGCGUGGUGUACGCCGCUUUCAUAGAGUGUGCUGCCCUGAUUUGAAGGGGUUGCCCUCCGCCCUAGCUGCAUUGCGGCAGUCUGCUUCACUGCAACGGUGCCGCGUUCGCAGCGAGUACACGGAGCUCAACGUUGUGAAGGGUGCAGACGAACCUGCGAAAAGCGCAGCCCCCGAUGCACCUUCGAUACUCCAGCAAGUGGAACGGCGAGAUCAGCACGGGCUUCGAACAGCACCCGACUUGGCCGACACCGCGACUUUCCCCUUCACCUUUUCGGAGUUGUUUGGUGGCAUCGGUAUGUUUCGUACGGCGCUGGAGCGGGUCGGUGGUCGUGCCACCUUCGCGGUUGAGUUUGCCCCGCCUGCGCAGGUGGUGUAUGCGUUGAACCACUCCUGCUGGCACGACUGCCCGACAAGGCUGCAGCUGCCGAACGCAGGAGGGAGUACCUCACCUUCCUCUUUCUCUUCUUUUACGCCUCCGUUGCCAGCUCUUCUCGUCGGGGACAUCACCGAAAUUCCUACCUUCUUCUUCCCGCAUCACGAUGUGCUGACGGGCGGGUUCCCGUGCCAGAGCUUCGCCAAAGCCGGCGCCGCAGCGGGGCUGCAUGCGGACAAAGGGUGGCUCUUUUAUGAGGUGGUGCGUGUCCUGGCGGCAACGAGGCCAGCUGCCUUCUUGCUCGAAAACGUGGAACACUUGACGGAGGUGGAGGCGGGGAGACAGUUGGAGGAGAUCCUCUGUCGACUUCGCCGGCCAAUCUCCGCGGUAUCGUCGCCUCCCACGACGCCGGACAGGAGCGACUCCAAGAACAGCAGCAGCAGCGACAACCGCACGGAUCUGCAAACGCCGGACCGUACAGGAGAAGAAGAAGCUGUGGAGUACGAGGUACACCACGUGGUGGUGGACGGCGGUGCCCUCACACCGCAGACGCGCCGCCGGGUGUACUUCUUCGGGUUUCGAACAACUCAGCGAGUUGAAAAGGAGGACGAGACGACUGACUUCGAAUAUCCACAAGCGGGCGAGGAGGCGGCGGCGGUGGCGGCGGCGGUCGUGACGGAUGCUCUUCACCGCGUUCAACACGUGGCGAAGACUGCGCCGUACACCUGUGUGUCGGACCUGCUGGUGGCGCCGUCGGUGAAGGGCAUCCCUAUGCCUCGUCAGCGCACCUCCGGGUGCGAGCACCAACCUGCGCGUCUUCUGACGGACCCGCUGCAGCUUAGCCCCGCCCAGUGGGAGGCGGUGCGUCGCAGUCGCACCUUCCGCCAAAACCCGCUGUGGCGCCUGUGCGACCUAGGCGGGAAGGCUCGUACGCUUCUCGGUAGCUACCGGACCAGCUAUCAGCUCUAUUCGGAAUUCGUGCCUUACGCACCCACGCUGACGCUGCAGUCCGUAAAGGAUGCACUGCGGACGACAGACGAUCGCAGCGAGGCAGACGCGCCACCUCCGCUGCGCUUCUUCGCACUUCGGGAGUGUGCCCGGCUUCAGGGCAUCGACGAUGCCUUUCGCCUUCCCCACGUUGAAGGGCUCCCCGCGUCCUCAUCACCCAGAGAUGAAGAUGCAAUCCCCCCUCCCGUGCUGCGUCAGGUGCCGAGUGGGGCGGUGUACAAGCUCGUCGGGAACGCCGUAAACCCGCGUGUGGUGGAGUGCCUUGGCGGCGCCAUCGCCGCGUACUUGCAGAGCCGCCGCAAACAGCGCCACAAACACCCCAGCAAGCUCCCCGACGCUUCCGUUUCAAAGCGAUAA
Molecule: messenger RNA, 2563 nt
Organism: Leptomonas pyrrhocoris
Lineage: Eukaryota; Euglenozoa; Kinetoplastea; Trypanosomatida; Trypanosomatidae
Product: modification methylase-like protein
Exons: 1
Coding region: 95-2563 (822 amino acids)
Cellular component (GO): nucleus
Molecular function (GO): methyltransferase activity
Source: RefSeq, a predicted model, not a curated record